Messenger RNA from Bacillus rossius redtenbacheri, 3025 nucleotides. It is a transcript of the gene ncm, whose product is annotated as pre-mRNA-splicing factor CWC22 homolog. The coding region runs from base 267 to 2867 and encodes 866 amino acids. Gene Ontology annotation, molecular function: RNA binding; protein binding. Lineage: Eukaryota; Metazoa; Arthropoda; Insecta; Phasmatodea; Bacillidae. The transcript is spliced from 10 exons. Gene Ontology annotation, cellular component: catalytic step 2 spliceosome. Gene Ontology annotation, biological process: mRNA splicing, via spliceosome. The record is from RefSeq and is a predicted model, not a curated record.
GUCUGUUUUUAUUUUCUAUGGCUAAUUGUGUCCUUUGUGUUUACGUGUGAAGUGUGUGUGGUGUUUAUUUUUUAUAUUUUAAUAACUCAUAUUAACGGGAAGACGUUAUACAAAUCAGCAAAUGACAUUCUGAUAAUUUUUGCGUUUUUCAUUUUGGGUGUUUUAGCAAAUGGUGGAUUUAAAUAUAAAAUUAAGUGUGGAUUUCAUUUUAUUAUCGUUAAUUGCAUUUAGUUAAUAUGAGGGUUAAGUGUUUCAUUUAGUACAAUAUGUCAAAAACUCGUGCUGGCAGGCAUGAAAGGGAUCAACGACGUGAAGGACACAGUAGCUCACCCCCUCAAAAUGUUUCACACUCUGAAAAGACACAUUCGAGGAGUGAGGUAGGAGAUCGUCAUAGUAAAGCUGGCAGUGACAGAUAUUCAGGAAGGGAGAAUGUUGUGGGAAUGCGUUACUACGGCCAAGAGUCGUCGAAAGAAAGAAGUAAUGUUGAUUCUGAAGAUGAAGAGGGCCAGCGAGAUUCAAAAAGAGAAAAUUAUAAGAAAAAAAGAUACUUUGAUGAGAAAGAAAAUGUAAGAGGGAAGGAAAGAGAUGACAAUUAUGGUGAGAACACACAUGGUAGAGUCAAAAGGACUCGCGAGGAUGAUCGUGAUCGUGAGGAUACUGUUGAACCUAAGAUUGAUAAGAGGAGGAAGCAAUAUUACGAUCAUGAUGCAGCUAUUUCUAACAGUAAAUCUUCAGACAGAAUUGAUGCUGGGAAACAGAGAGAAAGUGUUCAUUCCUAUAGAAAUGAAAGAAGAAAAAGGGAAUUAGCUCGUGAAGAUGAUUUAGAAGUAGAUGCACGAGUAAAUUAUAAGGAAUCAAGGGGUUCUAAUAUGGGAUCAACUAGGGAAAGGCAUGUAGAACGAAGUCGAGGAAAUGAUGUAGUAGAGUUGCAUAGAGAAGAUAGACGUUUUGAAGACAGGAGUAGAGAAACUAACUUUGAUAGACAUACAGAAAGUUCCUUCAAUAGGCGAAGAGAAAACGACAACAGCAAAGGAAAGCGUGAUAGUUUAAUGGAACAAAAUACCAAGUUGCAAAAGAAAACGGUGGAUAUGCUCACAUCUCGGACUGGAGGCGCAUACAUCCCACCAGCUAAACUACGAAUGAUGCAAGCCCAAAUCACAGACAAGUCUAGCGCUGCAUACCAAAGAAUCGCCUGGGAAGCCCUUAAGAAAUCCAUCCAUGGUCUCAUCAAUAAAAUAAACACUAGUAAUAUUGGUCCAAUAGUGCGCGAUCUUUUCAAGGAAAAUAUAGUUAGAGGUCGUGGUCUUCUCUGUCGAUCCAUCAUCCAGGCACAAGCAGCAUCUCCUACUUUUACACACGUGUAUGCAGCUCUGGUCGCUGUCAUCAAUUCCAAGUUCCCCAACAUCGGAGAGCUGCUGCUGCGACGACUGGUGCUGCAGUUCCGGCGAGGCUUCAAGCGCAACGACAAGGCCACGUGCAUAUCGGCCGCCACCUUCGUCGCCCACCUCGUCAACCAGAGCGUUGCACAUGAAAUCCUGGCUCUGGAAAUCCUGACACUGUUGGUGGAGUCACCGACCGACGACUCGGUCGAAGUCGCCAUAGCUUUCCUGAAGGAGUGCGGCAUGAAGCUGCUAGAGGUCUCCAACAAAGGGGUCACUGCAAUAUUCGAGAUGCUGCGCAACAUACUGCACGAGGGGCACCUCGACAAAAGGGUCCAGUACAUGAUUGAAGUGAUCUUCCAAGUGCGCAAGGAUGAGUUCAAAGCUCACCCUUCAGUGCUGAAUGAACUGGACAUAGUGGAGGAGGAAGACCAAUUUACGCACUUGAUCAACUUGGACGAGGUGACAGAUUCGCAGGACAUCCUCAAUGUGUUUAAGUUUGAUCCCGAGUAUGAGGCAUCGGAAGCCAAGUACGCAGCCCUACGCAAGGAAAUUUUGGAUGAAGACAGUGAGGGUUCUGAAGGAGAAGGAUCGGGCUCUCAAGAAGAUUCUGAAGAGGAACAAAGUGAAAAUGGAGAGGCUGGCGAGACAACUAUCCUGGACAACACGGAGACGAACCUGGUCGCACUACGCCGCACCAUCUACCUGACGAUCCACUCGAGUUUGGACUUUGAGGAGUGUGCGCACAAGCUGAUGAGGAUGGAGCUCAAGCCGGGACAGGAGAUAGAGCUGUGCCACAUGUUCCUCGACUGCUGCGCCGAGCAGAGAACAUACGAGAAGUUCUUCGGCCUCUUGGCGCAGAGGUUCUGCAUGAUAAACAAGAUCUACAUCCCGCCAUUCCAGCAGAUUUUCAAGGACACCUACGACACCAUUCACAGGCUGGACACCAACAAGCUGCGUAACGUUGCCAAGUUCUUUGCCCACUUGCUGUUCACGGAUGCUAUCUCCUGGGAGGUUCUGUCGUUCAUUCGCUUGAAUGAGGAGGAGACGACGAGCUCCAGUCGCAUAUUCAUCAAGAUCCUUUUCCAAGAGCUCUCUGAAUACAUGGGGCUCACCAAGUUGAACGAGAGGGUGAAGGAUCCAACAUUACAGCUGGCUUUUGAUGGUGUAUUUCCUAGGGACAAUCCAAAGAACACUCGUUUUGCUAUCAAUUUCUUCACAUCUAUUGGUUUGGGAGGCCUUACUGAUGAGCUUCGAGAACACCUGAAAGCCCAACCAAAGACUCCGUUGGUUCCAAAACUGGUGGAGGCUCUUGCAUCUAGCAAUGAGUCUGACUCAAGUGAUGAAUCAUCAGAUUCUGAUUCUAGUAAUGAUUCUAGCUCAGAAUCAGAAAAAGAGAAGCAGAGACACAAGAAACCUAAAAAAUCCAAGAAGAGUAGUCAGAAGAAAUCAAAGAAGAAGAAGAAAAAGAAAAAAAUCAAAACUUGAACAUAUUAUAGAUGAUGUGUGGAAAUAGCUCCCAAAAAAAAUUACAAAAUUUUUUUAUUAUAGUUUUGCAAAUUGACUACACUGGUUUUUUUAUCAGUGUGUUACAGACUGUCAUACUGUACUGUGUCAUUCAUGCUGUUAUACAUGUAACAUGUUUG